Molecule: messenger RNA, 374 nt
Organism: Mobula hypostoma (lesser devil ray)
Lineage: Eukaryota; Metazoa; Chordata; Chondrichthyes; Myliobatiformes; Myliobatidae
Gene: ndufa3
Product: NADH:ubiquinone oxidoreductase subunit A3
Exons: 4
Coding region: 45-305 (86 amino acids)
Cellular component (GO): mitochondrial inner membrane
Source: RefSeq, a predicted model, not a curated record
ACAUCAUGAACAAGGUGGGUCUUACGCGGUGACGAAAAAGAAAGAUGGCGGUGGUGCGCAAUAUCGCUGCUCUGCUGAAGAAGGCGUGGGCAAAGGAGCCGGUAAUCGUCACCUCGUUCGCAAUCGGCAUCGUUGCUUUACUGACGCCACUGGUGAGCCCCAUUGCCGAAUACCAGACUCGGCUGAAUCGUGCUGUACCUUUCCAGUACCCAGUUCCUGUACGGGAUGAUGGGAGCAUGCCCAAUAUUCCAUCCCACCCCAGUGAGAAAAUUGGACCUUCCCUCGAAUGGAUGAAGAAACUUUGAGAUGAGGAUGGAAUUAGUUUGUGUGUGACUGAGAAACAAAGUGCAAAAAUAAAAGUCAUGUUCAAAAUG